AUCCAUUAUAUUUUCUAGAUAAGAUUUACCAAUAUACCUCAUAGACAGGUAUAGUUAUAUUUACAGCACUAGCCUCACAGCGCCAGUGUUUAAACAGUAUUCAGAAGCAAGCUAAGAGUCAUAGGAGAUUGCCAUGGUGCCAAGUUUCUACAUGAGAGUAACGUCACCUGAGGAUGAAGAGUUUCACAUCUCAAUAUAGUAAGACUGCCAGGGCACAACAGCAAAGAUGAAAAUUGAUUGAAAAAAAGAUCAAAAUUCAACCUGAAGGCGGCUUGACAUUUAGACAAUGUGCGUCAUCUUGGCAAAUCAAAUCAGCGAAUCAUAAUACUUUUGGAGAUGCAUGUGAUAUGGUCAUAUCUACGAAUGAUGCUCUUCAACAAAGGCUAACAUGGGAAACUUUUAUUCAGAUGAUGAUUCCAUUAAUUCAACACAACAGUGUGAACACCUAUAGAAAACUUACAUUUAAAGUAUAUCUCCUGCUCUUGUUUGGAAGCCUACUAUACAUGGACUACUGCAUGAGAUAUCAUCAAGGAAAGUACCCUACACCACAGGGACAUCAAAUCAGAACUGUAUUGAUGGUAGAAUAGAGGACAAUUAACUGAUUUGAAAAGGCCCUUUCAGAUCUGGAUUAAACAAAUUGAUAUCUUCUCAAAGCUUCUUGCUAUUUUAAAACAAAAACACACUUUUUAUUCCAUUGACUACGGAGACUGUUUAUUUUUACUAUGGAUACGCCAAUUUCAAACGAGUGAUUGAAUUUAUGUGUUAAUUCUUUAAGACUGCUUUUGUGCUAUUCCUUUGUCACGAAAUUAAAGCUAAUGCGAUCACAACUGACGAGUGAAUCAGUCAACUAAUCAGCCAUUUCUGUCUAAUCAUGCGAUCUAAAUAGGCGCACAAUUCGAUAAAACACCUAAAUUGGUUACUGAUUGGCUAAUGCUGUUACAUCUGACUUCUCAUUGAGGUUUGGAAAGUGCAUUACAGCAGCACGGUGCAGUGCGGCGUAUUUGAAUUCCAGAUCAUUUCUUCAAUUCAAAGAAAAGCUCCAACAGGGAAUUUGCUGCAACAUUGUCUCUUUAUACAGAUAGACUGACUGCAAUCUGAUGAAUCAUUUGUCAAAAUCUGUCAAAACUAUAUUCACGGUGGAGAUCAGGAACUUCUCGAGUGGAGUGAGCUAUCAAAAUGAUGGAUGGAUUUCUAGGGGAUAAUUGAGACGUCACAAGAAAGUGGACUGAUAAUACGCUCCACUGGUUGCAAAUUAACAGCAAAAGGCCGCCUUUAAAUGUUCAUUAGCAAUCGAGUUGUUUUAACUGGAAGGGCAAGCCAGGAUUAUUGGCACACAAAUAGACAUAAACCCAAUGAAACAUUAGAUGAUAUUGAUAGAAUUCAUCAGAUGGGACUCUGACCAAAUAUCAUCAGACAAAAUUAGUUAAUCAUGAAAAGUAUUCAAAGAAAGUAAAAUAUUAGAGAAUACAAAUGUGAUUAUUCAACAGAAAGUGGACGUUCCAAAUUAAAGCCACUAUUUAAUUAGCUGACACCCUGAUUAGAUUCAGUGAGAAUUUACUCAGAUUAACUGAGAAGUGGAGACGUGAGAGUAGAUGUUAUAUUUAUCACCGUGACAGGUCCCAUUACAUUGACAAGUUAUGAAAUGAAGGUUAUUUAUGGGAAUCAGCCAAUCUAGAUAGAUAGAAAGAUUUUAUGAUUUCAUAAGUCAGACAUACUUGGAAUACAAAUUACAAGCAGUGAGGAUUCUACUGAUGAAAGGUGAUACACGACAUCAAACAUUAAUAUCGUAAACUGAAUAAAUGUGAACAAGGUUUGGCAUUGAAGUGGACAUUUGUAUCUGUAAUAUUUAUGAGCACCACUAUUGAUCCAAAAUCUUUGUGGCAAUGAUGGAAACGCACACAGCUCAGCACCGCCAUCACCAUGGUGAUUCUGCCUACAAACGUCAGCGUCACCAUCCUCCAUAUGGGAUGCGAUCAACGUCAAAUAUACCACGACUUUCAAAGAAUCAGAGUACAUUUACAUAUCAUCGAUACUACUGGGAAGAUGUUAACAUGAGAAACGUAACAACCAAUUACACUUACACCAUGCAGAAUGCUUUCCUUAAGAAAUCUAGGACAAGAAUGAUGCACGAAUUCAAUACUAAUGCAAGUGACAGUCAUUUCACAGUGAUCGUUGUCAUUGCAAGUAUCUUCCUGUUCUUUACUCUGACAAUUUCUGGGGCAGUGGUUGUAUUCUGUAAAAAACGCAAUACUGUAUUUUCCCUACAAAAAAGUGAGCAAGAUGAUUAUGAAAUGAACAGUGUUACUCCCUCUGAAGCAACAGCGACAGCAACAGAAAUGGACAGUGAAAUAGGUAGUAGAAGAGGGAGUAUGCUCAGCAGAAAAAACAGCAUAUUUGACAAUUUUAGUAAUUUUAGUAAUUUUAGUCGCUCUUCCAGCAAAUACAGCAUUAUUGACAAUGGCAUGACACGUUCAUGUAGCAAAUAUAGUGCUGUCGACAUCGAUGAUCAUGAUUCAUCCAUAUUUGGGCGUUGGCUUGAUGAAAAGGACUACCAAUAUGAGAAAAUGGUGAUGACAUCAAAAUGCCAUGUUCUUCACAAUCCUGGUGCUACCUCAGAGAGCGACACUGAGGGAUCCGUCAACUUGAACCAAUCACCCAAUGACAAUGCAGGGAAGAUGAACAGGGACUAUUAUGGUAUAUCAGGCUUGCCGUCAGACAUAGAGAGUGACUAUGACAGCAUUGGGAGCCCCUCACACAAGCCCCUUGUGAAUUUCAAUUCUAAACGCAAUCGUAAUGACAGCCUCAUCAUUGCUGAAGUACACAGCAAACCAAAGUCACUUCUUAGAAAAAUGGUAGCUGAAAUUGAAAAUCACUUUGGGUCUAAAGAUACUAAAGAAAGGUUGGAAAAUAUGGAAACAAGUUCAUGUGAUAGUUUUGAAUUGAAAAGUUGCAAGAACAGUAAGAAUGCAGACCAAUGCCAAGUGAUUGUAAAUCCACUUGUUGAACAUGAGGAUGACACUAGAGACCUCUAUUGCAAAAAUCAUGCACUAAAAUCACAAGAAAAAAGUUUCAAGGAGGGAUCUUCUCCCGAAAGAGUAUUUUCUGAAUCUGACAUGACUAUUACUCACUCAAAUGCUAACUAUAAAAUUAUAGAAACAAUUCAAGGUCCAGUUCAACAUGAAUGCUUAUCCAGUCCUGACAGAUACUCCAUUGACAGUCAGCAGCCAUUAAUAAACAAUGAGAAACAUCUGACAUCAGAGAGCCCAAUGCUGACAUCCAGAACCCUACCACAGAAUACACAUACAACAAAAUUGUACCUCCACAACCACCAGCACCCUCUAUGUUUAGAUACAGAAAGUGGGUCAUCUGGGAACCAAAUGCAGCACCCUCUAUAUUCAGAAACAGAAAGUGUGUCACCUGGAGCAUGUAAUAAGGGGUAUACUAGUAGUAGCAAUGGUAGUACUCCAGUGGUAAAUGGACCUACAUCUA
Molecule: messenger RNA, 3489 nt
Organism: Owenia fusiformis
Lineage: Eukaryota; Metazoa; Annelida; Polychaeta; Sabellida; Oweniidae
Source: the annotation of a GenBank genome assembly